UUUCAUUUUGUGUUGUUUUUAUACUGUGUGAUAAUCGCGUAGUCGUCUUAUCGAUUUUAAUAAAAAUGAGUGGUGCUGGAGUAUUAAGUGUUGAUGAUUGGAAAUAAAUAUAUAAAAUACUCGGUUUUACGUUAGGUGAUAUUUUAUCGAAAAGCAUAAUUAGAUUUACAUUAAGAUUAUAAAAUAUUGUUGGACAUUAUUGUUGGUAAACAAUCCAAAUAUUUAUCAGUAUAUAUUUUUAAAAAUAGACUAAUAUAAGAAAUUGUAUAAUGAUUUAUGAGUUAUACCUAGUUAUGAAAUCAAUUAUCUUCUAUCUUCUAAUUUUAUAUAGUUCUGUUAUACCUAAUUUAUAAAAUAAUGUAUUGCAGGUGAAAUGUGUUUACCCGAGGUACAGAAGCCUACUGAACACCUAAUAAUAUCUGAUGAAGAAGUGGAACCUGUAGAUCAAAACGAUGUUAUUCAGGAAAUUUCUGAUGAUGAGUCGUCAUCAGAUUCUAGUAUAGGUAAUAAAAUAGUUAUUUUCAUGGUCAUAAUUCAUAAGGUAUCAUAAUCAAUCAUUUUUAUUCUUACAUUUUUUGACAUAAUUCUAGUUAAGCAACUUGUUUUUAUGAUUUUAUUUUUAUUUAAAAUGUGCCUUUUCGCGUUUACAAUAACUAAUUAAAAAAAGUUAUUUGGAAGUUAUUCAUGAAAAACUUUAAUAAGUCCAGUUUUUUGUAAAAUAUUUAAAAAAAAAAAACCUACUUAGAAUUAAAUAUUGCCUAACAUUAUUUUGCCUUCAAAAUAUAUGAUUUUUAAUGUUUAAUUGAUUAGUUAAAUCAAACUUAUCAUGGGUACUUACUUUAAAAGUUUUUUCACGCAAACCUUGGAAAAUUAGAUUUUUGAAACUAAUCAAAUAUGUGGAUUUAAAAGUCAAUUAUCUCAGUGGUGUAGUUAAGGGUAUAAUGUGUAUAAUAACUUCUCAAUUUUUAAUUGAUGUGUAUACUUAUUGUAUAAUGUGUGAUACAAAGGUAUAUGCAAAAGGGACUUAUAUUAGUUGUGCAUCAAUAUUUUUUUUUAACCUCUUUCAUAAGAAAUUUACGUACCCUUAAAUGGUUAGGUCAUACACCAUUUGUGUAUCAAGAUUUUUAACUAUGGAAGAGUUGAAAGUGAUAAGGGUAUAUUCAAUUGUUUCCAACUUUCAGCUUAAUAUCCAGUAUAGGUAUUAUAGGUAUAGAAGGUGUAUGUUUGUUUUAAAUAUAUAUAUAUAUAUAUAAUAUAUAUGCCUAUUACUACGAUAACCACAGGUGGUGAGUUGUAACAACAAUUUUAAUUGUUGUACUAUUUUUUGAUUAGUAUUGAUUAGUAGUGCUAGUUCUUUAUUGUAAACUUGCUACUUGAAAUUGUUAAGUUAAACUGCACACUAGCUUAACUAACAGUUAAUUUACAUUUAAUAGCAUUCCUUAAUAUAAUUCUUAACUAUUGUAUUUUGUUUAUUAUCUUUAAUAUUUAAUAUGGUUUAGGAGGGUUUAGCUCUUCCUAAGCCAUCUCAAGUCUUAUGUAUAUUAAUUAAAUUUAGUCUUUAAUAUUAGGUUUGUUUUUAAUGGCUUAAUGUUAAACCUAUUUGGCUCAAAUCUUAUGUAUUUUUAGACUUUAUUUACCACUUUAAAUACUAAACACCAUAAUAAACUAAAAAAACCUAUCUAUGUGGUCUGUAAAAAACAAUUUUCUGAAUUUAAUUAUAAACUGUAUUUUACAACAAAUUACUACAUAAUUUAAUGAAUGUUUUAUUUUCUGUAGAUUUAAACAGUUGGAAUUCUGAUGGUGAGAAUAGUGAUGAUGACAUAUCCAUGUCGGAUGACAGUAAUAAUGAAGAUAACUUAUACAAUGGUCAAGAGAAUUCAACUGACGAUGAAGUUCAAGAAGUAAUAUAUGUAGAUGAUUCAGAUACAAAUGAUGAUGAAGAUGAUGAUGAAAAUGAUGAUGAUGAUGAUGAUGAGGAGGAGGAGGAGGAGGAGGAAGAUAAUGAGAAUGAUGAUGAAGAACAAGAAGAAGUAGAUGAAGUAGUAGAUGCUUUUAUUAGAGCUAGUUCAGAAAGAAAUAGAAACCAUCCACCAAAUUUGUCUAUUGAUGAUUCCUUAAUUGGUGGACUUUCUUUUCAUCCAAAAUUAAAUGUUAUUGCACUUGGUCUCUCAAAUGGUGAUAUUACCAUGUAAGCAUCUUUUUUUUUCAUUUUUAAUACUUGUAUAAAUCUUUCAAUUUUUAUUUUUAACUAAAGGUAUAAGUAUUCUAAUGCAAAGAAUAGACAUUUAAGGACUAAUGAUAAUGUUCAUUUAAAAAAAAUAAUGCUUUUGGAAUUUAAUGAUACUGGUGACUACUUAUAUUCAGCCUGUAGGGACAACAAUGUAUCAGUGUCUGAUACUGAGACAGGAAAAAUGAAAGUAUAUUUUGAAAAAGCUCAUAGUUUUGGGUUAGUAUAAUAUUUAAACAUAGCUAUGUAUCAUAAAUUACUAAUUAAAAUAAAUAAAUCAUUUUUUUGUUAGGAGUUUUGUAACAUCAUUUUCUUCUAUUGACGAAAAUAUAUUUGCAACUGGUGAUGAAGAUGGUGUUAUUAAUGGUAAAAAUAAUUAUGUCACACAUUAAUUAUAUUAUUAUUAUAUUAAUAUAAUUUUAUUUUUUAGUUUGGGAUAUUCGUGCUAAUGGAUGUAAAUUUUCAUUAAAGAAAACUGAAGACAGUAUUAACUCUAUGAUUGCGGUUAAUAAUAGUAACAACCAACCCACUUUAGCUUGUGCAUCAAGUGAUGGGACAUUGAGCAUUAUAGAUAUAUCAUCAAAGAAAAUGGUUAUUCAGGUACUGUUGUGAAUUUAUGAUUAACAACUUAAUAGAAACUAAGUAGAAGAACCAAUUAGUUUUACAACUCAGGAAUUUGUGAUAAAAUAUUUCCAUUUAUAAUAAACCAUUUUCUUGGUAAUUAAGUAACUGGUUUAAUUUCCUAUCAGAGAAUAUUUUUUUUAAGUAUUUUGGGAACGCUGUAAAAUUUAAAACAUUAGAGUGUAUAUUGCUGUUUUACAAAUUUUGCCCUUUCAAUUUUUGAUUUCAUAAAUGACUUUCCAAGUUCGAUUUUAAGAGUAUUUCUAGUCAUCCUAUAUUUUAACCUUGCUUUAUAUUAACUUACGAAGAAGAUAUUUAAAACUUGUGAUCAAUGUUCAACCCACUUUCUGUUGUCCAAUCAACGUAAAAUUUGCAUUCACUCAUAUUUUCAAUGACAAUAUAGUAAUCGGAUUUUCUGGUUACGUCCUUGUUUUCAAGGGGUGGAAAAUGGUUUUCACUCUUUAUAGUUAUUGGUUGAAAAAAAUAUUUGUAAGUAUAAUUAAAAUGCAUUGUAAGACUUUUGUUUAAAUAAUUUAAAUACCUACUAAUUUUAAUUAAAUUUUUUUUUUUAUUAAUCGUGCAAUUGAAUAUUGAAUCAAGUUAUUUAUUCUCUUUUAUUUCAGUCUGAACCUUAUAAAUCUUUACUAACUAGUUGUGUUACAAUGAAACAAAAAACCAAACUAGUGUGUGGUACUGGUGUAGGAUCACUGAUUACCUUUAAUGCAGGGGAUUACAAUAUGUUUAAUGAUGAAUUUCCCUGUGUUGACAAAAAUGCAGCAGUUAACAGACUAGUUCCAGUUACAGAAAACAUUGUAAUAAGUGCUUUAGAUAAUGGAAAAAUCAGGUAUAAUAUUAUAUACUUGUCUGUUAACAUGUAUAAAUUCAACAUAUUUAUUUUAUAUAGAGCAACAAAUUUGUUCCCGAACUGUCAUUUGGGUAUUGUUGGUCACCAUCAAGAAAUGUCUGUUGAUCUUUUGGAUAUAUCAAAUAAUGGCCACCUAAUAGCUUCAACAUCUUAUUUUAGUAAUACUGUUAAAUUUUGGAACAUAGAGUUUUUUGAGAACUUUGAUGUAAAAAAACAUUUCAAAAAGAUUGAUCCUAAAGAAUUCAAUUUGCCAUCUUCAAAUGUUGUUAAUGCUACAGACUUCUUUUCCGGUCUUCAAUAACAUCAUACAUUUUAUGGUAUUUUGUAUAUAAUACUAUUUAGAUUAUUAUAAAGAUAAUUUCUAUAAAUAGAUUAAUUUAUAAAGGAGUUCUUGGUUUGAUUUUUUUUUGAAAUAUUAUUGUUAUUGGCCUUAUAUUAUUAAGAGGAUUGGUGACAGUUUUCUCCAUAUUUAAACAUGAAUGUAUAAAUAAAGAAUAUCCAAUAAUCUACUAUCCAAGGCCCAUUUAAAGGGAAGAGGUAUAGAUGAGUGCUGAUAUUUUAAUUGAAAAGACAAACAAAACAGAAAUUGCAUAGACGGAUUUAAAUUUUGAAAAUGUAUUGUAAAUGAUUUUUCUUUACAGGAUAUGUCAGAAUAAUUUUUUUUCAAUCUAAUAAAAUAUACAUAAUCAAUUGUCACCAAUUCUUUUAAACAAAUAUAAUGUGAUUAGAUUCAUUUUUUAGAUAUUUAAAUAUUUUUAACCCGAUAUCACUUGAGUGUUUUAUUUUACGAGAUUGCUUGCAUAUUGGAAUUUUUUCUAAUAAUAUAUUAUUUUAUAUAAUUUCAUCAAAAUAUGAAUUCCAAAAUAAGUUUUGUAUAAUUUAAUCUUAUAAAUAAUAAUGGUAUUAUACGUUUCAUAACCAUGUAGAUAAAGCUUUGGUGAUUAAUUAUCAUUCAAUCAAUAAUAAUCGUUAUUCUUAAAAUAAGUUAUAUAUUAGAUUUUUUCCAACGAGCUAUCGCGGGUUAAACAAAUUAAUUUAGAAUUUUGUUUUUAACUUUUUAAAAACACAUUUUAAUUGAAUAAAUUAAGAAAAUGUUAUAUCACCUGUUAACUGUAUUUAAAAAAUGUGUAGAAAACUGUUCAGAAGAUGAAAAUGUAUAAUCUCAAAAAUAUUAAUAUUUGUUUAAUAAAUUUAAAAGUAGUCCAAUGUUAUCAGAAGCAUUGUAUAAUUAUAAAAUGUUUACAAAAAAUUCUAAAUGAUGAAAAACUUGCACUAUACAUCGUUGAAAUUAUUUUUUUUUUAAAUCACUAAUAUUUUGAUUUUGAAUAUAUUAAAAUUAUAAGAUUCCAAAAAUAUA
Cinara cedri is the source of this 5070-nucleotide messenger RNA. The record is from the annotation of a GenBank genome assembly. NCBI's taxonomy places the organism in Eukaryota, Metazoa, Arthropoda, Insecta, Hemiptera, Aphididae.